This is a messenger RNA of Vicia villosa (hairy vetch), 1060 nucleotides long. RefSeq lists its product as uncharacterized. The record is from RefSeq and is a predicted model, not a curated record. The transcript has a single exon. Bases 90 to 692 code for a protein of 200 amino acids. Lineage: Eukaryota; Viridiplantae; Streptophyta; Magnoliopsida; Fabales; Fabaceae.
CCAUAUCAAAACACAUCUCAAUCCAAAUCAUAACCACUUUCUCUCUCUAUAACAAACUCAUCAAAACCGUUACAACAAAAAAACCAACAAUGGAUAUUGAAAAAAACCAACCAUUGGUAGCAAAAAAACUAUGGAAAACACUACGCAUAGUUUUGUUCAUGUUAACAAAAGGCAUAGCCAAAAGCAAAAUGGUAGCAGAAUUAAAUCUCUUGCUAAAACGCGGCAAAGUCGCGGCGGUUAAAGCCAUUGCCAACACUCUCACUCUCCGCCACCAUUCCUCCGCCGCUUCGUUCGUCUCGCCGCACGACUACGAAUUCAGUUGCAGCAACAGUCCUGCCCUCGUUAAAUUCAAUAACAAAAUUAAAAACCACCGCCAUCACCACCACCACCACCAUCACCAGAGCGAUUAUUCAACGGUUCAGAAGGUUUUAGAGAUUCUGAAUGACGUUGAAGCUUCUUCUUUUUCUUCUCCUUCUCCGAUGGUGACAUUUCCUGGAUUUGGAAAAAGUCCUAUGGGGAGAAAAAUCAGAAUCACGGAUUCACCGUUUCCGUUGAAGGAAGAAGAAGGAGAUGAUCAUGGCCAUGUUGAUGUUGCAGCUGAAGAGUUUAUUAAAAGGUUUUAUAGAAAUCUCAAUUUGCAACAGAAAUUGGCAGGGAUUCAAUCACCUUACAACAACUCCCGCGAUAGAUAGGACAUUUAUCGAUUGGUCCAGUUAAAUCUAAACAGUUGAAUUGAACUGGUACUGAUACUCAGAUAUUCAGUUUAAUUCAACGAAUUAGAUUUAACUGAACAUAUAAUCGAAAAGAUUCAAACACAAGUUUUUAUUUUAUUAUAAGCACCUUUUACAUUUUACUACUUGGUCAAGUAAAAAGUCACAUGAAUAUGAUUGCAUGUGAUUUGUUUUACUAUGAUGUCCCCUCUUGAAUCAUGGAUUUUCAAGAUGGAGAGGUGUUUGUGGUGCUUAUGGUUGAAAUAGGAUAGAAUUUUAAAGUUACACUAUGGGUUUGGUGUUAUGUAAAAUUCUGUUUUUAUUUUAUAAAUAAAUAUCAUAUAUGUGUA